AUGGUCCUCCUUGGCGGCGACCUCUUCCACGACAACAAACCCUCCCGCAAGUCCAUGUACCAAGUGAUGCGCAGCCUCCGCAAGAACUGCCUGGGCCCCCGACCCUGCGAGCUCGAGUUCCUCAGCGACGCCAGCGAUAACUUUGAAGGCGCCUUCAACCACGUCAACUACGAGGACCCCGACAUCAACAUCUCCAUACCCGUCUUCUCCAUCCACGGCAACCACGACGACCCCAGCGGCGAGGGCCACUUUUGCUCCCUCGACCUGCUGCAGGUCGCCGGCCUCGUCAACUACUUUGGCCGCAUCCCCGAGGCCGACAACAUCGAGGCCAAGCCCAUCCUCCUCCAAAAGGGCCGCACGAGGCUCGCCCUGUACGGCCUCGGCAACGUGCGCGACGAGCGCAUGUUUCGCACCUUUCGCGACCACAAGGUCAAGUGGUUCCGCCCCAACGUCGAGGCCGCCGACUGGUUCAACCUCUUGACCGUCCACCAGAACCACCACGCCUACACCGCCACCUCGUACCUGCCCGAAAACGUCCUUCCGGACUGGAUGAACCUCGUCGUCUGGGGCCACGAGCACGAGUGCGAGAUCGACCCCGCCAGAACCCCGAAACAGGCUUCCACGUGA
Molecule: messenger RNA, 627 nt
Organism: Parascedosporium putredinis
Lineage: Eukaryota; Fungi; Ascomycota; Sordariomycetes; Microascales; Microascaceae
Source: the annotation of a GenBank genome assembly